AUGACAGGCGGCGACCAACAACGAGUGGCCACUUCUGACUACCGCUCCGAUUACCGCCAAGGUCUCGACACACGUCCCACGCCCCAGCAGCCCUCGAUCAACGAGUCGGAUCGCCUGUCCAUCAUCAUGGGACUCACGUAUAACAUCUACCUCAACUCUACCUCGUCGCGCAUCUACGGCUGCAAGAACUGCAAGACGCAUCUCUCCAACCACGAUGACAUACUUAGCAGGAACUUCCGCGGCCAACAUGGCAAGGCCUACCUCUUCGACAGCGUCGUAAACAUCACCGAAUCCGACCCCAACGAGCGCAACAUGACCACGGGACGUCACAUAGUACGCGACAUCCACUGCCGCCAGUGCAAGGAGACGGUCGGUUGGAAGUAUGACAAGGCAUACGAAGCCAGCGAAAAGUACAAAGAGGGCAAAUUCAUCCUCGAGGAGGAGCUACUAUGCACCGUCACCUGA
Messenger RNA from Alternaria atra, 465 nucleotides. RefSeq lists its product as uncharacterized. Gene Ontology annotation, cellular component: ubiquitin ligase complex. The transcript has 2 exons. NCBI's taxonomy places the organism in Eukaryota, Fungi, Ascomycota, Dothideomycetes, Pleosporales, Pleosporaceae. The coding region runs from base 1 to 465 and encodes 154 amino acids. The record is from RefSeq and is a predicted model, not a curated record.